Mercurialis annua (annual mercury) is the source of this 1465-nucleotide messenger RNA. RefSeq lists its product as uncharacterized. The transcript has 2 exons. Bases 272 to 1456 code for a protein of 394 amino acids. The record is from RefSeq and is a predicted model, not a curated record. Lineage: Eukaryota; Viridiplantae; Streptophyta; Magnoliopsida; Malpighiales; Euphorbiaceae.
AUUUACAGCAGAUGGUUCUGCUUCUUGAGUGUACAAAUCAGGCCUACUUCCUUGAGCAGUCCUGCUGCUGCCCUACACUCCAACAUAACAAAUAUGACUUGAUUGAUGACGUGUUAAAAUUGUUCUGAAAAUUAAGCAUGGAGGGGUAUUUAAGUUUGAUCCAGAAUUGAGAUAUCAUGGGGGGAAGUAUCAUAGGGAGACUAUUGAUGAUGUUCAAGAUUUAGAUUAUGGUAGGCUUGUUAACAUAGUUAAGGGGUUAGGCUAUGGUCAUAUGCCCAAGUUGUUUUGGCUUCCAACUGGGGGUUCAAUCAGUGAGCACAUUAAGGCAGUUGUGGAUGAAGAAUUUGAUAAAAUUAUUGCAUAUUUGCAAUCAAUUGGUGAGGAGAGCCAGUCUGCCACUUUGGCUAUAUUUCUAGAUCACAAUAUAGACCAGCCUAAUUUCCUUUGUCCAACUGAGACUGAAGUGUUGUUAUUAGAAUGGAAAAAAGAUGAGGGGGUAAUGGAGGGGGUGAAUGACACUGAGACAGUAGAAAAGUUAGAUGAGAGGGUUGAGGGAGUAAUGGAGGGGGUAAAUGACAAUAAGACAGUAGAAAAGUUAGAUGAGAGGGUUGAGGGGGGAAAUGAUACUUGCAGAGUGGAGGGGGUAAAUGACACUAAGACAGUAGAAAAGUUAGAUGAGAGGGUUGAGGAGGGAAAUGAUACUUGCAGAGUGGAGGGGGUAAUUAAGGAGGCAAUGGAGGGGGUGAAUGAGCCAGUUGAUGGUUUGGUGGAGGAUUGGCCAGCUUGGGAAGAGAAUGUUGGUGAUAUGGCUUGGACUACAGAAAAGGAUGCACACAUGUUUGAUGCUGACUGGCUUCAGAGUUUUGUUGCAGAGGAGGUUAAUGAGGCUCCAUCCAGUGUACCCCAUAAUGAGGCUCCAGCGAGACCUGCAGCAGCAGCAAAAAAUGCAAAGAGGAAGAAGAAACAGAAGGCUCCACCUAGGGGGAAAGUAAGUGUUACUGAGAAGGGGAAGAGGAAGGUAUCAAAGUGGGCACACCUUUGUACUAGGAGGGACAUCACAGAAAAUGUGGAUGAAGAAGAGCAUAGCAGUAGUGGGGAGGAAGAUGAAGACUACACAAAUGAGAUGGACUACUUCUCAGAUGUGAAUGAUGAAGAACUACUGCAAGCAAGAAAUAAAAUAAGGGAAAACCAUAGGGCCAAAAGAGAGAGAAUGGAAAGGGCCCAAAAUGCUUCAGUAAUUGGUGAUGAAGAGAGUAAACCAGUCCCAGUUGGUGAGGAUGUGUUGGAGCCAGUUCCUGUGGACAGCUUAGAGCCAGUGAAGUAUGAUCCCAGGAACCCUAAUCCUGCAUUUGUAGUUGGGAUGAUCUUCAAAAAUGCACCUGAGUUCAGGGAAGCAAUUAGGAAGUAUGCUGUUAACAGAGGUGUAGAGAUAAAGAUGGUAAAAAUGAACCAAUAAGAGUUAGGG